Pyricularia grisea is the source of this 1754-nucleotide messenger RNA. RefSeq lists its product as uncharacterized. NCBI's taxonomy places the organism in Eukaryota, Fungi, Ascomycota, Sordariomycetes, Magnaporthales, Pyriculariaceae. The transcript is spliced from 2 exons. The coding region runs from base 200 to 1168 and encodes 322 amino acids. The record is from RefSeq and is a predicted model, not a curated record.
UCUGGUUGAUUAGACGAGAAGCUUCUAAGCCCUACAGAUAAAUCAACUCUCACGAUGCGUGUAUAUAAAAAGAUACGAUCCAACCAAGAAUGGCGAGAGAAUAAAAAGAAACAAAAAAAAAACAUAAAUCGCCUUUAUCCCAUCAUCUAUUCUCCUCAAAAUUAAUCUUUCGCAAAGAAUCUCGCCACGGCUUUUCAACAUGACCACUUUCGGCAGCGAAACUACGGCGGAGGAGGUUGUCUCAGCCUUCUCCUCCAACAUCAAAGGCCGCACGUUCCUCAUCACCGGUACCAGCACCAACGGUCUGGGCGCCUACACGGCCACUUGUCUGGCUCGCGCCUCGCCCGAAGCACUGAUCCUCGUUGCCCGUUCGGAAGCCAAGGUGGCGCCGGUCAUGGAGGAAAUCGCCUCCAUCGACCCCUCCAUCCGCGCCAUCUUUGUCCCAGUGGACCUUACAAACCAGGAGAGCGUUCGAGCUGCGGCUGCCGCGAUUCUUGAGGACCGCAAAAUCUCAAAGAUUGACAUCGUGAUCAACUGCGCCGGCAUCAUGUUUGUGGAGAAAUUUACCACCGACGACACGGGGAACGAGCUGCAGUUCAGCGCCAACCACAUUGGACACUUCCUCCUCACCAACCUGCUGAUGCCCAAGAUCCUCGGCGCUGGUGAGGGUGCUCGCAUCGUUAACAUUACCAGCCACGGACAUCAGCUAUCCGACGUCUGGUGGACCGACCCGACCUUUGGCAAUGGCAAGGAUUACCACGGAUGGAGCGGGUAUGGGCAAUCCAAGACUGCAAACAUCCUGUUCACCGUCGAGUUGGCUCGUAGACUGAAGGAUCGCGGUAUCGUGUCUCUGGCUGUUCACCCCGGAACCAUUGCAGGCACUGGCCUCUUCCAACACGUCCCGGAGGAAAAGCUCGAGGAGGGUGAUGCAAUCUCGAAAAGAAACACGGGGCUUCCGUUUACCCUCGACCUCCCAUACAAGAACUCGUCCCAGGGCUGCUCGUCCGGGCUUGCGGCUGCCCUGGACCCCGAGCUCGCGGCCCACAGCGGGUCGUACAUACAGAACUGCAAGGUGGGGACGCCGCGAGAGUAUGCACUUGAUGGCGAGAAGGCGAAGAGGCUAUGGAUCAUGACGGAGAAACUGGUGGGGCAGAGUUUCGACUUGUAAGUUUACGAUCGAGGCAAUUGGACGUCUGAGGUAGCCGGGGUAGAUGACUAGGGAGAAGCUUUCGAGUCCGAGAUGGAUAAUAAAUUGGCUGCUGCUAAUUAGUUCACAGGUAAAGCUAGCCAGCCAGUAGUGAUGUUGUUCUUUAAUGUGUACCAGGCGCUCACUCUCGUGCGCCCUCCACCUCUGCUGUUCUAACUUUAACCCAUUUGGCGGACAUAUCGACAAGCCGGGACCUUACAGGCAGCAUCAAUAUGCUGUAGGACUAAAAGACUCAAUGGACGAAUCUACAAUAAGGGGGACGGCAAAACAUAUCAAUCCCCCUCGACGAAAAGUGCAGACUUUCAGUCAAGGACAACGUGUAGGCUGGUAAGUUUAGUAUCAAAAAUGUUAAAGCGCUACGGGAAGACGGAGAAAAGUCCUGGCGAUGAGUGACGACUCUCGGGCAUGAUAGACUGGCUUCACAGCAGCCUGCGGCUUAAUUAAACUUUGAUGAGGGCUGUUCAACGUACGCCAUUACUUGGGCUAUUUAAUAUUAAAAAUCGCUGUGGAGAGAGGACAAAGGGGCUUCUUACUGGCUUUGCAAAGC